Molecule: messenger RNA, 675 nt
Organism: Anopheles coustani
Lineage: Eukaryota; Metazoa; Arthropoda; Insecta; Diptera; Culicidae
Product: DDRGK domain-containing protein 1-like
Exons: 1
Coding region: 1-675 (224 amino acids)
Source: RefSeq, a predicted model, not a curated record
AUGGAGCAUUGCUGUUUGUGCAAUAAGUGGGAGCAUGCCGAAUGUGCGGGACUGUUCGACGGGAACAAAGACCCCGAUACAAAAUACGUGUGCUCCAAGUGCAAGGACAAGCAGGAAUCCACGGCCGCCAAGUUCCGUGAAGAUCGAGGAUCCGCCGGCUUAAAACCUUCCACGCGGUCGAGGAAGGGGUCAACGGCAUCGACUAGGAAGAACGAACGGGGUACGGUUAAAAGUAUCACCUCUACCUGCCUCUCAACGGAUGUUAGAGAGCAGUUAAAGCUGAUAGAAGAAGAAAGAAGCUUUAAAGAACGGGAGAUACAGGAGCAGAGAGAGAUGCUGCGUCGCAAGAACGAAGAGUCGGCCCGACAGUUGGAGGAAAAAAGAAAGCUCGCCGAAGAGGAGAACCUUCGUCGAGAGAUAGAGAUGAAGGCAGAGGCGGAACUCAUCGCUCGAGAACAAAACGCUCGCCGAGAGUCGCUGGAGAAGAAGCGAGAACUGAUGCGCCAACUCUCUCUACCAAGCCGUUUAGGCACCGAGGACAGCUACAGUGAAAAGGUAGUAUGCUGGCUUAGUACGAACAAAGGGAUGAGUGGACAAAGGCCAAAUUCGCACGAGGAUGCCCUCUCCCGCUCCAGCUCAGCGGAUUCAGUAGCGCGGAAAACCUCAUCAGACUGA